AAUCAUUAGAAGGAAAACAGCGGCGAUUUGUUUGUUGUUGUGACAUAAGUCACUUCAAAAAAGUUGUUCAGAGUAGGAAUAUAGAUGUGUUAGACUUGAAGAAAGCGGGCGAUUUAUAGUGAAUAUGAUUAUUUAUUUGUUUUAAAAUGUCACGUCAGAAAGGACUCGGGCCGUCGCUUUAAAUGUGCAAGAGAGGAGGAAAAUGGCUUUGAUACAGGAGGGAAUAAUAAAGCCUUGAACACUGAAGAGAGCUGCCAGUGCCACGCAGAACGUGGAUUAAGGCGUCCCAUGCCCCCCAUCCGCCAGGAUGCAGUCGUAGACCACCGAGCACUGCACUUUGAAUAUGGAAACAGAGGCUACUGAUGGCCCUAUCACUGGUCGUGGUAGUGAUGACUUUUGUCCCAAGAUGGACCAUUCAAGGAUAAUGAUUCCAACCACAAGCACACCCAAUGGCCAAUACAGCUCUCUGAGUCACAUGACAAAUGCAAACUCCAUCAAGAUAGAGAUGCACAGCGAUGAGGAUGAUGGAAAAGUUCUUAAACAGGUUGACCAGGCCAGAAGCAAAGAGGAAAUGAACACCAUGGAAGAAUCUAUGGUGGAAAGCAACGGGAUGACUGAAAGCAACCAAGGGCAGGAGAUACAAGCUGAUGGAGGAGUACGACUUCCGAAUGGUAAACUGAAGUGUGACAUCUGUGGGAUGGUUUGCAUUGGGCCCAAUGUUCUAAUGGUACAUAAGCGGAGCCACACUGGUGAACGUCCCUUCCAUUGCAACCAAUGUGGUGCUUCGUUUACUCAAAAAGGAAACCUACUGAGGCAUGUGAAGCUGCAUACAGGAGAGAAACCUUUCAAAUGCCCAUUCUGCAGCUAUGCCUGCAGACGACGAGAUGCAUUGACAGGUCAUCUCAGGACACAUUCUGUAGGCAAACCACACAAGUGCAACUAUUGUGGUAGAAGCUACAAACAGCGCAGUUCACUAGAGGAGCAUAAAGAACGCUGCCACAAUUACCUGCAGAACAGCGGCGUGGAGGCUGCACGGCCCAUGAAUCAUCAGGUAGAUGAUUACAAAGAGCAGGAUCCAGCAGCAGACCAUAUUCCUCUGAUGCAGUUUGAAAGACCAGCAGUCAUCGAGAGGUUGGCAAGCAAUGUUGGAAAACGCAAAAGCUCCACACCUCAAAAGUUUGUUGGUGAAAAAUUCAUGCGCUUGAAUUAUCCAGACAUCAAUUUUAAUAUGAGCUUGAACUAUGAGAAGGAAGCAGAGUACAUGCAUUCGCACAUGAUGGAUCAAGCUAUCAAUAAUGCAAUUACAUAUCUUGGGGCUGAGUCCCUCAGACCUUUAAUGCAGCAUCAACCCAGCUCAAUAGCAGAAGCAGUUCCAGUUAUGAAUUCAGUCUAUUCUCAGGUAUACCAUCCAACAAGGCUCGAAAGGCCAAGCAGCAGGGAAAUAGCAGAAAGCCACGAAAAUGUAAUGGAUGGCCCAAUCUCUCUUAUUAGAGCAAAGCAUCCAACAAUGGAAAGAGGAAUGUCUCCUAGUAACAGUUGUCUAGAUUCUACUGAUACAGAAAGCAGCCAUGAUGAUCGAAGUGCUCAGCAAUACCCUGGAGUCCCAGCCUUAACUUCUCAGAGCAAACAAAGUCCAGCCUACACAAAAGAGGAAACUAAGGCUCUGGAAACUACAAAAGUUUUGUCUCAUACCUCUAAAGAGAUAUACAGGGUCUUCAGCGAAGAGGGUGAGCAGAUUAGGGCUUUCAAGUGUGAGCACUGCCGUGUGCUGUUUCUAGACCAUGUCAUGUACACCAUUCACAUGGGCUGCCAUGGUUUCAGAGACCCAUUUGAGUGCAACAUCUGCGGCUACAGAAGCCAGGAUCGCUAUGAAUUUUCAUCGCACAUUGUUCGUGGAGAACACACAUUCCACUAGGCCUUGAGUGCUAGGACAGUGAUGAAGAACUGAUUUUUGAAAUCCCACAUUGACAUAACUGAAAGGCAGAAGUGGCCUGGUGACAGACAGUUUGCCUUGUUUUUAACUAUCCAUGGACCAAGAAUAUACUGUAGUGAGUAUAUUCCACUCAUUUACAGUAAUACGCUUUUCAUUUAUAUAUGACAUUGUGGGAAUUAAAAUUAGCCCUUAGUUUAUGAAAAGUAAGUUGUCAGUCAUGUCAUCUUCAAAACGAUGUAUCAUUCAUCUCAGUCUUUGUGUAGGUGCAACUGUGACAAGUUAGUGAUUGACUCAUAUGUAGAAUUUCAGUGAUGAAAUUUUUAAAAAAUGAUGGCGGGUCAAGGGUGAACUAUAUCUUAAACAGUACAGCACCUCCUUAAUUGCUAAAUGGAUUACGAACGGAAGAUUAAUACUUCCUCACCUUCCAGAAUUAAUUUUAUUGGCUGUUUCAGAAACUCAAAUCAAUGCAAAAGAAGAGAACCAAGCACUUGUGAUUUUUUUUUUAUCUAUCUUGCAAUGAUGACCAACUUAAUUGAAAAGGAACAACAUAAAUUUGGAUAGGAAAAGAAUGGUUGGAUAAAGUACAUUUACUUACUGGUCAGUGUUAAACUUAUGUUGUUGCUUCUUAUUUUUGAUGAUUUCCAUCUUAAAUAUACCUGCAUUUUACAAGCUAGAGAUGAAUGAUAUAGUCAGAUGUCAAGAAUGACAACCUGUUUUGUGGCACUUGCUCCUUGAAUAAAGAUUACCUCUCACAAUUAGAUUGCUUGUUGAAGGGGGGAACAAAAUUAGGACCCAAACUAUGCACUUACUGGAAAUUCUCAUAAAGUACUGGAGACUGUUGUUAAUGAACAUAUAGCAACAAGGGGAAGGAUGUAUUAAGACUCUGAAACUGUGAUCAUAUAACUGAUUGUGAAGCACUGUCAGUUCUUAACCAGACUCACUUCCUGUUUCAUGUAGCAUUUUCUAAUCUGGGACAAGUGUCCCUGUCCUAAAUCCUCUGGCUUUUUGUUGCUGAAGCAUUAGGUAUAAGCUGUUUACAUAUUUUUGUACUAAAGUGUAGUUUUAUACAUGAAAAUGCUUGAAAAAUAAAAGGUACAUUAGCUUUGUAGUGCAUUUGCUACUGGAAUUGGAUAACUGGAACCUCCUCCUUGGUUUGUUUAAUGGUGGCAACAUAUACUGGGUUUUUAAGUGUAAAACUCUGGAUGUACAUUUUCCUUAUAACAUACCUUUGUAAGAAGACUGAAACAGUAAACUUUUAUGCAAUUAUUUAGGAAGUUUCAGCAUUGACAAUAAUAGUACAGUAUAUGUUUUAAAUCUUUUUAAAUGUUUUAAUUAAAAUUUAAAAUAAAACUAUUCUGAUGUCAAGUAUUGGCAGCAGCUGAUCAUAGCCCAAAUUUAAUUCUAAAAAUUUUCCCUCUCAAUUUCUUGUCAUUCAGUGGUGUAAGGAUCACAAGAGUCCACAGCAGACUCUCCAAACUUGAACCGGUUAUACUAUACAAAUGAAUGCAGUUUGCAAGUGCAAUACUUUUUUUUUUCCUUGAACUGUAUAAUGUAUUUUCUCAAUUUAGGAAAUAGUUUAUGUAAAAUGUUUUUUGAAAACCAUUAACUGAUUCUUAAGACUGUAUUGAAAACCCUCGUUACUGUGACCUAAAUAACAUGGCUUGUUUAAAACAAAAACAAAAAAACGCAGAAUCUUUGUUAAUAUUUUUUUAGGGAAAACUACUGUAAGGUUUGUACUGUUUGAGUGCGAGAAUACUGAAAUAAAUUUAGGGAACCUCAGGAAUGAAUUCUGUGUGGCGUUUCACUCAGUCCCAUUACUUCAUUGGAAAGAUUAAUUUUGAUGAGAUUUUUACAUGUAUGAAAUUAACAAUUCUUGUAUUUGUGGAUCCUAAAAAAAAUUAACACACAAGAAUAAAAAGUGCAUUCGUUUUCUUGCCAUGCUAAAUUUAUUUUAAAAUAAUUUAUUUUCAAUUAAAUUGCAGUACAACAAAUGCAUACCUGGAACCCUAUUUCCUACAGAGUUCUUGAGACCAGGAAUCAAUUGAAUAUGUUCAGGCUAAAAUUAAAAGAUAUUUGAGCUAGGAUAUUUAAGGCUACAUAACAAAGGAAGUUGGAAAGAAUUAAGAACUGUGAUGGCCUUGAUCUAAUUGAUUAACAAAACUGGUUUGAAAGCUAAUUACCCUUCUGUUGCCCUGAUAUUAUUGUUUUUGACAACAGUUUAUAAACUGUGUUUGGAUAAUUUGAAAACUUGCAUUUCUUCGUCAUAUUUAUUUGAGUAACAGUAAGGUUGCAAAGCAAACUAAAUGUUUGAAUCUAAGAUAAA
Mobula hypostoma (lesser devil ray) is the source of this 4256-nucleotide messenger RNA. RefSeq names its product IKAROS family zinc finger 2 (gene ikzf2). The record is from RefSeq and is a predicted model, not a curated record. Bases 344 to 1915 code for a protein of 523 amino acids. Gene Ontology annotation, molecular function: RNA polymerase II cis-regulatory region sequence-specific DNA binding; DNA-binding transcription activator activity, RNA polymerase II-specific. Gene Ontology annotation, biological process: regulation of transcription by RNA polymerase II. The transcript is spliced from 8 exons. Gene Ontology annotation, cellular component: nucleus. NCBI's taxonomy places the organism in Eukaryota, Metazoa, Chordata, Chondrichthyes, Myliobatiformes, Myliobatidae.